Messenger RNA from Dioscorea cayenensis subsp. rotundata (Guinea yam), 1288 nucleotides. RefSeq lists its product as uncharacterized. The transcript is spliced from 2 exons. The record is from RefSeq and is a predicted model, not a curated record. Lineage: Eukaryota; Viridiplantae; Streptophyta; Magnoliopsida; Dioscoreales; Dioscoreaceae. Bases 1 to 1263 code for a protein of 420 amino acids.
AUGGCCGUUGCUUUGCCUCGAGAUUGUAACUCACACAUGCAUGUUGUCUCCAUGCUAACGUCGGUUCCUUUGCCUCGUGAUAUGGUUGCAUCACUUGAUGCUGAUCCCGGAACAUCGUCUAGGGUGAUAUCCACUCCUCAGAUGCAUAGAGAUGUGGAGGAGAUGAUUUUAGAGAUUCCACCUCUCAUCCUCACUUCCUCUCCACCUCGUGAUUUGCGCAACAAGUUCUUUUUGGCCUCUAAUUCUACUCUUAAGCCACUGCAUGAGGACCCACUUCCUAAAAAUCAGGUUGAUGGCGACCUGCCUCGUGUUGACCAACCUCUUGAUGAUCAUCAAGCGGAUGACCAGCAUUGUGAUGGCAUAUGUCCCUCUGACCCUACACCUUGUGAUUCACCUGUCACUCAUCACAAAGCUAGGGACUUGAUCUCGGUCCCUAUAAUUCCGAAUGUUGAUCUUUCUCGAGAUAAAUUUCCCUCCUCCACUAUUUCUAUCACUCAGGAAAACGUUUCUCCUCAGCUUCCAAUCCCGGCUCCAGAAGAUUUUAAUACCAUCCCCAGUGAUGAUAAUUUACUAAAACCAAAUAUUUCUCCCACCUACUCUUCGCAAAUCAUUGCUUCUGCAAAAUAUGGGACCUUACCUGAUCACUUGAAAUUCCUUCCACCAGCUAUCCCAAUACCUGAGGGAUACACCUGGGUUGUUAUUCAUGGAGGAUGGACCCUAAUUCCUAAGGUCAACUCUGAUAAGUUUGUUACACCUGAUCAACCUCCCAUCACCCCCACUGUAUCUGAUCCUCUUGACGAGGAACUUGUGGAUUGGGAUGAUGAUGAGGAUGACCAAGAAUUUUUGGCAGAUGACUUCGCCGAUGUAAAUGAUAUUUCGGAGGAGUGUGAUGACUUCGCAGACCCGGCUAUCAUAGCAUCAGUAGUCCAGCAUUCUGAGGUCCGUCGUAGUGACAGGAACAAAAAGCCUUCUACUAGAUGGAAUGAAGAAGCAGGUUUUAUACAACAUCCGCCAAGAUCCUCUAAGAAAAAGAUUCCUGAAGAUCCCAGGGAAGGUACCAUUCCUCAAGUGCAUUCCUCUUUAAAUUCUUGGUCUGAUGCUCAAUUUCAAAAUUAUAGCAUUGCAUGUGGGGUGAAAUUCCUAGGCUCACCUCAACAUAAAUCCAAAUGUUUCACAAUCAUGAAAAAUUUAGAACUGGAAAGAUCUUCCUCUUCGGUUGGCCCUGAGGGGACCACCACUAAGGCACCCAACUCCUCAUUAUGAAAAUCAUUUCUUGGAAUGUUAGGGG